AUACCACCAACUGUGAUGAGAACACCAGGAAGCACUACAACGAUUACGUAAUCGUUCUCAAGGCCACGUUAUCGCAACAUUUCAAUCGUUAUCUACGGCAUGUGUUCUGGUGCUCUUCGCGCUUGUAACUACGAUCGACCUGUCCAGUUACACCAUAGCGUUGAAUGAACAGCCACCAAUUAUUGAAAAGAAAUCCAUUACUCAUUUACACGCAAAAGAUCCUUCAAUCAUCGUAUUAAUCUUUCAGAGAAUAGGUCAGGUAACCUCUCUUUCCAGCCCAGAAGCUCAAUAACUAUUUUCGAUCAAUUCUCAAUCAUGGCGCCUGGUUUCAAUACCAAAUCUCCCACGUUGAAGCGCAUCAUGAAAGAAGCCGCCGAACUCUCACAACAUCCAUCUCCAGACUACACAGCUUCCCCGGCUUCAGAUACCGAUCUGUUUGAUUGGCACUUCACAUUGCGCGGCCCUCCAUCCUCAUCUUUCGCCGAGGGUAUCUAUCAUGGACGCAUCGUUUUGCCUCCCCAAUAUCCUCUUCGACCUCCUUCCUUUAGAUUUUUGACGCCCAGUGGAAGAUUCGAGGUGAAUCGUGAGAUCUGUUUAAGUAUAAGUGGGCAUCAUGAGGAAACCUGGCAGCCUGCGUGGGGAAUACGAACCGCCUUAGUAGCUCUUAGAUCCUUUAUGGAAACUAGUCCUUCAGGACAAUUAGGAGGGGUUGAUGCGAGCGACAGCGUUAGAAAGAGAAUAGCAGGGGAGAGUAGGGGGUGGAAGUGCGGCGUUUGUGGUGGAAGGAGCUGCGAGGAGAUUUUAGGAGAAGCAGAACAACUUGCGAAGGAGCUGGAGGGUGAAGGAACGAGUUCAAAUAGAGAAGAGGAGAUAGUACCACCUGACAUGCAAAUAGGGCUCAAGAAGGAGACUAAAGCGGAAACGGGAUCAAACCAGGAAAUCGAUGAAGGAAAUAGUAAAUCUACAGAGGAGGUAAAGCCGGCACAGGCUGAGAGUGAGUGUCCACCUGCGAGGCCAGCGCAAACGGUACCUCAACCCACAGCUACGAUACCACAUCCUCAACAUCCUCAACCUCAAAGACAAAUGGCACAAGCUCGUGUCCAGUCAGACCAAGGUGUACCCGUAUGGGUCGAUCGGGCUAUUGCUGGAAUAGUAUUAUGCUUAGUAGUCAUGGUUUUGAAGAUGCUAUUGGGAAAAUAAACAGGGCUUCAGGGUGUUUUAGUUCAGGGAUUUUUCGGAUAAAUAUAUUGUUGGGUCGGGAGGAAUGAUGACAAGGCGUUAUUCCGCUGGGCGGGUAUGGAUCUAGUAGGCGUUUCC
Messenger RNA from Botrytis porri, 1317 nucleotides. RefSeq lists its product as uncharacterized. The record is from RefSeq and is a predicted model, not a curated record. Bases 316 to 1200 code for a protein of 294 amino acids. The transcript is spliced from 2 exons. NCBI's taxonomy places the organism in Eukaryota, Fungi, Ascomycota, Leotiomycetes, Helotiales, Sclerotiniaceae.